UUUACAUUAAGCUCGCAGUAAGCAACACAAUAAAAAGAAACGAAAAAAAAACAAAUACAACAUAAAUUAACUAAACUCAAUUAGCAGCGCUUUCCACUGCCGUAUUCUCUUUUCUUUCCCAUUCUCAUUUUGUUGACUGUGCCAAAGGAACAGAGCAAGCAUUCUCCUUCUUCCACACCCCCCACCUCCCUCUUCCCUCGAUAAACUCAUGGAUCGGGAGGCAGUCGAAGAAGCAGCGAUACGCAUCCAAUUGCCCGAGGUCGGUGUGGCGAAUGUUGUUCAUUUGCCGGCUGCCGCCGAUGGCGGCGAUGCCGAUGCCGAGGCCUGGGAGCGACAAUUGGACGCAGCGCAGUUGCAGGCGAUGCGGCAAGAGAAUCCGCAGGUGGCAAUGCUCUUGGAUGCACCGCACGAGCCGCCAAUCGAAUUACACCACAUGCUAGAGACGGUGAACGUACCUCAACGACCGCGCAAGAAACGCAGCUUCUGGACCAUCUGCAAGCCGUUUCCUAUGCAGCCGGAGAGGUGCGCUCCCAUUGUGAAUGGCUGGCGGGCGGUGCAGCUUGUGCCGCACGAGCAGCGCAGCGAAUACUUUGCCAACUAUCUGCUGGAGCAUCUCAACUCGAGUAACUAUCCCAAUGGCCAGGGAUUGCCGCCGCAUCACUGGGGUCAGCUCUAGACAAUGAACUUUGUGCGCAAAACCGAUUGAAUAAUUAAUAAAUCGAAAC
Molecule: messenger RNA, 725 nt
Organism: Drosophila sulfurigaster albostrigata
Lineage: Eukaryota; Metazoa; Arthropoda; Insecta; Diptera; Drosophilidae
Product: male-specific protein scotti
Exons: 1
Coding region: 209-676 (155 amino acids)
Biological process (GO): sperm individualization
Source: RefSeq, a predicted model, not a curated record